ACGGGUAGGCUGGCCGCGCGCACGCGCACGGAGCACGGGCCACGCCAGCUUAGGUGGAUUUAGGUGAGGAGGGCGGGGGUGUGCCUGCAGAGCCCUGGCGUACUGCUGGUCUCACUCCGUGUUAGACUCCAAGCAGGACUCGAGGCAGAAGCAGCAGUUCUGAGGAGAGAUGUGGGACUGAUGCAGUUCUGUCUACAGAGCGCGAUGCGGUGACGCGUCUAAAGAAUCAUGGCAGCGACUGACGAACUGGCCUUCCAUGAGUUCGAGGAAGCCACAAAUCUUCUGGCAGAGACCCCAAAUGCAGCUACCACUAGCCAAAGUGAUGCACUGACCUCAAGAGAGCACGUGGCUGUGGUUAUGGAAUCAGGUAUUGGCUAUAGGGCCGAAGAGAUGGAGGAAGAGGGUGACAGGACAUCGCUUCUACAGGAAGAAAAGCCACAACCGAGAUUCUGGACGUUUGACUACUAUCAGAGCUUCUUUGAUGUGGACACUUCCCAGGUCUUGGACCGGAUCAAAGGCUCGCUGCUGCCUCACCCGGGCCACAACUUUGUGUGGCACCAUCUUAGAAAUCGGCCUGACCUAUAUGGACUGAUGGACCUGGGACUCCAUGUCCCCUUUACAGGACCCUUCUGGAUCUGUGCUACCUUGGCUUUUGUCCUGGCAGUUACUGGCAAUCUCACUUUGGUGCUUGCACAGAGGCGGGACCCCUCCAUCCACUACAGCCCCCAGUUCCACAAGGUGACUGUAGCAGGUGUUACCAUCUACUGCUAUGCGUGGCUAGUGCCACUGGCACUGUGGGGCUUCCUCCGGUGGCGCCAGGGCACAAGGGAGCACAUGGGGUUGUACACUUUCCUGGAGACAGUUUGUGUCUAUGGCUACUCACUCUUUGUCUUCAUCCCCACAGUGGUCCUAUGGCUUAUCCCAGUGGAGUGGCUGCAGUGGCUCUUUGGAGCACUGGCUCUGGCCCUGUCAUCUGCUGGGCUGGUGUUCACACUGUGGCCUGUUGUCCGAGAGGAUACAAGGCUGGUGGCUAUAGCACUGCUGUCCGUUGUAGUGCUGCUUCACGCUCUCUUGGCGCUAGGUUGUAAGCUGUACUUCUUCCAGCCACUGCCUCCGGAACAUGUUGUACCAGGACCGCAAGCCACACCUUUAUCUCCCAGUGUCAUGCUGCCCACCUCAGCCCGGUCCAUGACAACCUUCUAGGAAGGCCAAGCCUGAAGGGCAAACACAAGGGGCCACUACCUAUCCUCCCUGUGAAGACCGGAGGAUUCUUGGACCCUGGAGACCACCCUGCUACUUUGCAGGCUUUUCUUACAA
Molecule: messenger RNA, 1317 nt
Organism: Microtus ochrogaster (prairie vole)
Lineage: Eukaryota; Metazoa; Chordata; Mammalia; Rodentia; Cricetidae
Gene: Yipf2
Product: Yip1 domain family member 2
Biological process (GO): vesicle-mediated transport
Cellular component (GO): Golgi apparatus; membrane
Molecular function (GO): small GTPase binding
Source: RefSeq, a predicted model, not a curated record